Arvicola amphibius (Eurasian water vole) is the source of this 4872-nucleotide messenger RNA. It is a transcript of the gene Tti1, whose product is annotated as TELO2 interacting protein 1. NCBI's taxonomy places the organism in Eukaryota, Metazoa, Chordata, Mammalia, Rodentia, Cricetidae. Gene Ontology annotation, biological process: chromatin remodeling. The transcript has 8 exons. The coding region runs from base 185 to 3526 and encodes 1113 amino acids. The record is from RefSeq and is a predicted model, not a curated record. Gene Ontology annotation, cellular component: cytoplasm.
UCAUCCCAAAUGCUCAAAACAGGGUCUGGUGCAUAGCGCUUCCAGCACCAAGCACAGCCACGAUUUAAAAACAAAACAACAAACAAACAAGAGAACAACAACUGUCGCCAAGUGAGAGGGGAGCCUGAGGAGGAAAGCAGCUUAACAACUUCAAUUCUAGGCAUCUGAGCCUUUGGAACCGCAGAUGAAGAUCUUAUACCUUCCUGGGCCUCCGUUUCCCUCUCCUAGAAAGGAUGUUUCCUCAAUGAGGGGAGACAGUUGUGCAAUGGCGGUGUCUGACACUCCCGAGGAGGCCUUUGGCAUCUUACGUCCAGUCUGUGUUCAGCUCACCAAGGCCCAGACAGUGGAGAAUGUGGAACAUCUGCAGACGCAGUUGCAGGCCGUGAGUGAUACUGCCCUUCAGGAGCUACAGCAGUAUGUCCUCUUCCCCUUACGAUUUGCCCUGAAGACCCCAGGGCCCAAAAGAGAGCGCCUGGUCCAGAGCGUGGUGGAGUGCCUCACCUUCGUCCUCUCUUCAACAUGUGUGAGAGAGCAGGAGCUUCUCCAGGAGCUCUUCUCAGAACUUUCAGCCUGUCUGUACUCUCCCAGCUCCCAAAAGCCUGCAGCUGUGUCGGAGGAGUUGAAAUUGGCUGUGAUCCAGGGACUUAGCACCUUAAUGCACUCAGCUUACAGGGACAUCAUUCUGACUUUUUAUGAGCCCUCCAUUCUGCCUCGGUUAGGAUUUGCUGUAUCUUUACUGUUGGGGUUGGCAGAACAGGAGAAGUCAAAGCAGAUUAAAAUUGCUGCCUUGCAGUGUCUACAGGUUCUCCUCCUUCAGUGCGAUUGUCAGGAUCAUCCGAGGCCUGUGGGUGAACUGGAGCAGCAACAGCAGCUGGGAGAUUUGUUGGCGUCUUUCCUACCUGGAAUCUCAACCGCACUGACCAGAAUCAUCACAGGAGACUUUAAACAAGGUCACAGUAUUGUUGUAUCUUCCCUAAAGGUCUUUUACAAGACCGUGGGCUUCAUCAUGGCUGAUGAACAGCUCACAAGGAUCCCCAAGGCUGGAGCAAACCCUGCAGUUGAGCCCAGAGUGGCAGCCCUGAUGAUUCACAGGGAAGCAGACUGGGUAAAAAGCACUGGGGACAAGUUGGCAAUCCUUGUUAAAAAGAUAAUUGAGAGUGUCUCUGCUCACCCUCACUGGAAGGCAAGGCUGGAGCUGGUGGAGCUUGUGGAGGUCCUGCUUCUCAAGUGCAGCCAGUCCCUGGUUGAAUGUACGGGUCCCCUCUUGAAGGUGUUAGUUGGCCUAGUAAAUGAUGAAAGUCCUGAAGUCCAGGCACAGUGCAAUACAGUGCUAAGGCAUUUUGCAGAUCAGAAAGUAGUGGUGGGCAGCAGAGCCUUGGCUGACAUCUUGUCAGAAAGCCUGCAUGCACUUGCCACAUCUCUUCCCCGCCUAAUGAACACACAAGACGACCAGGGCAAGUUCUCUACUCUUUCCUUGUUACUGGGGUAUCUAAAGCUAUUGGGCCCCAAAGUGCAUGUGAUUCUCAAUUCUGUUGCCCACCUGCAGCGUCUUUCCAGAGCACUUGUCCAAGUACUAGAGCUAGAGGUGGCAGACGUCAAGAUGGUGGAAGAGCGGCGCUGGAACUCCGACAACCUGAGUGCUUCUCCAGAGGCCUCAGAUGCGCGACCGUGGAGCCGAGUCCAGAGGAGAUAUUUCCGCUGCUUCACUGAUGAGAGGGUCUUCCUGCUCCUGCGGCAGAUCUGUCAGCUCCUUGGUUACUAUGGGGACCUGUAUUUGCUUGUCGAUCACUUUAUGGAACUGUACCAUGCAUCUGUAGUUUACCGAAAGCAAGCUGCCAUGAUCCUUAAUGAACUGGUUGUAGGGGCUGCCGGGCUGGAUGUAGAAGAUAUUCAUAACCAAUGUACAAGCAUAGGCCCAGAGGAACUGAGAGAGAUUGUGAAAUCUAUAUUAGAGGAAUACAUAAGCCAAGAAAACUGGUACUUGAUUACCUGUAUUGAAGCUGAGGAGGGGGAGGAAACAACAGUGAAGCCUCCUGGCCUCCAGGCCAUCACAUCUGGUGCACACACCUGCCAAGUUGUACCUUUUCCAGCCUCAUCAAAGCCCAGCCCCACUGUCUGCUCCAUGAACAGUAACAUCUGGCAGAUAUGCAUUCAGUUGGAAGGGAUUGGCCAGUUUGCUUAUGCAUUACGAAAAGACUUUCGUUUGCUUUUGAUGUCGGCUCUCUAUCCAGUACUGGAGAAGGCUGGAGACCAAACCUUGCUCAUUAGUCAAGUGGCUACUAGCACCAUGGUAGCCAUUUGCCAUGCUUGUGGCUAUAACUCCGUACAGCACCUGAUCAAUCAAAAUUCAGACUAUUUGGUGAAUGGUAUCUCUUUAAAUCUGCGUCACCUUGCUCUGCACCCUCAUACCCCAAAAGUCUUAGAAGUCAUGCUUCGGAACUCAGAUGCUAGCCUACUUCCUUUGGUAGCAGAUGUGGUUCAAGAUGUCUUGGCCACCCUGGAUCAAUUUUAUGAUAAGAGAGCUGCUUCCUUUGUCAGCGUUCUGCAUGCUUUGCUGGCAGCAUUAGCCCACUGGUUCCCAGAUGCAGGUUCUGCUGGACAGCUCCAGCCGUGCAGUUUAGAAGAGGAGGGAAGACAAAUGCCAGCAGCUCGCCAGGCUAGUGCCACAGCAGAAGACAUCGAGCAGUUUGUGCUGAGCUACCUCAAAGAGAAGGACAUAGCAGAGGGGAACGUUUCUGACCUUGAAACUGAGGAAGAGGAACAAUCAUCUCCCCCCAAAUUGGAUGAGAAUGACACCCUUCCAGAUGUGGAGCCACCACUGCCAGUACACAUCCAGAUAGCCAAGGAUGUGAUGGAGCGCUGCAUCCACUUAUCAUCAGAUAAAAAUCUGAAAAUCCGCCUGAAGGUCUUGGAUGUGCUGGGUUUGUGUGUGGUGGUUCUACAGUUCCAUAAGAACCAGCUCCUACCCCUGGCUCAUCGGGCCUGGCCUUCACUCGUGCACAGACUCACAAGUGAUGACCCCCUGGCAGUCCUCAGAGCCUUCAAGGUUUUACAGACACUUGGAAGUAGAUGUGGCGAUUUUCUCCGGAGCCGGUUCUGCAAAGAUGUCCUGCCAAAAUUGGCCAGCUCCUUAAUCACCCAGGCCCCCAUCAGUGCCCGGGCUGGACCAGUUUAUUCUCACACAUUGGCCUUCAAGCUACAACUAGCUGUCUUGCAGGGCCUGGGUCCCCUCUGUGAGAGUCUGGACUUAGGUGAGGGUGACCUGAAUAAAGUGGCUGAUGCCUGCUUGAUUUACCUCAGCACCAAACAGCCCGUGAAAUUACAAGAGGCUGCCAGGAGCGUCUUCCUCCACCUGAUGAAAGUAGAUCCUGACUCCACUUGGCUUCUCCUGCAAGAUCUGUACUGCCCUGUGCAGCAGUUCACAGCCCCCCACCCCAGCCUCCACCCCGUGCAGCUGCGGGGGGCCACCGAACAACAGAACCCCUAUGCCACCAAUGUGCUCCACCUGCUCCAGCAGCUACAGUAACCCUGCUGGACCCUGCCAGCCAGAAGUUGAACUGAGCCACCCCUAAUGGAGGCAGUUGCAGCAGCACAGAGGUGGUAAAAGCCAAUCGAUGUAUAAAUUGAUCGCUCAUACAACUGCUCAGAAAUUGGAUUGAAGGAAAGUAGCUGACUAUUGUUUAUAUUUCACUCUUCGUGUUUUCAGAUGGCAUUGUCUGAAGGCUCUAAGAGUUAAGAGUUAGCCUGCUAUCUGCACAGCCCCUCUGCCCCACGGGUCCUACACACGCGCACGCACGCAGGCACACACACACACACAGCUGUGCUCCAGGCCCAAGUUUGAUUCUCAGCACUUACUGGUAGCUCAAAACCAUGCAGAACUCCAGUUCCAAGGGUUCCAACACCCUUUUCUGACCUCCAUGGGCACCAAACUUGUACAUGGUACACAGACACACACAUGAGCAAAACACUCAUACUCAUAAGAUAAAUCUUUUUUAAAAAUUCUUAGUGAGAUUGAUUUAUUAACUUUUGGAGGGGAGAGCUUUCUCCUCACUCUUCUUUAUGGGGUGUGAGGUACAGGGCAUGCAUGUCAGUCGUGCCACGUCAGAGGACAGCUUGCAGGAGUCACUUCUUCCACUGAGUGGUUUCCAGGGGCUGAACUCAGGCCAACAAGCUUGGCAGAUGGACCUUUACCUGUCGAGCCGUCCUCGUAGCUUCCCCACCCCACUUUAUUUUUAAGACGCAGUGUUACUCUGUAGCCUUGGCUCUUCUGGAACUCCCUAGGUAGCUCAGGCUGGCCUUGAACUCAUGACAGUUCUCCUUUCUCGAGUUCUUGCAUACGGGGAAUUACAGACAUGAGCCAUCACUUCUAACUUAAUUUCAUUUUCUUAAUUUUCUGUUUAGUGUGUGUGUUUUGCCCACAUGUACAUAUGUAUAUAUGUAUGUACGCCAUGUGUGCGCUGGGUGCUGGAGGAUGUCAGAAGAAAGUGUUGAAUUCCUUGGAACUAAAGUUAUGGACGGUGGCUGGUUUGAGCCACCAUGUGGGUAGGGAACACCAGCUUCUGUCUCGGGAAUAGUAGCCAAACGCUCUUAACUCCUGAGCCAUCCUCCAGCCCUGCUGGCCGAUUUCUUACCUUUCACUGUUGGCACUGCAUACUAGUCCCUGUGAGGGCUGAGGUGUGUGUGGCUAAACAGUGACCUGUGCCCACGGCCUUGGGUGGUGCACCACACACAGACCCACCCACUUGUGAAGCUCCCGCAGAUCCUAGGUGUCUUGCACAAGCUUUUCUAAAGAGACCAGUGGUGAUCCAGUAAUGUCAGAUGUUCAGUGUUUCCCCAUCACAUUUGAAUCAGAAUUAAAGUAAGUUACGUACA